Molecule: messenger RNA, 1077 nt
Organism: Danio rerio (zebrafish)
Lineage: Eukaryota; Metazoa; Chordata; Actinopteri; Cypriniformes; Danionidae
Source: RefSeq, a predicted model, not a curated record
UGUCCAUCCUACAUCCAGGUGUUUCUGUUAGCGGGAAGGAAGAGGAAAAAAAGCACAACCUCAAACUACCUGAUCUCCAUCGACCCCACUGACCUUUCCAGAGGAGGAGAAAACUUUGUUGGGAAGCUCAGGUCAAAUCUGAUGGGAACAAAAUUCACUGUGUUUGAUAAUGCACUGCAUCCGGACAGAGCUCUGCCGGACAUGUCUAACGCACGGCAGGAAUUAGCAGCCAUCAUCUACGAAACAAAUGUUUUGGGCAUGAAAGGGCCGAGGAGAAUGAUUAUAGUAAUACCUGGCAUGAACAAAGAUGGCGAUCGAGUCCCCAUACGACCACGUAGUGAAAACGAUGGCCUCCUCGUUAGACAUCAAAACAGAAAUAUGGAAAAUCUGAUAGAGCUGCGCAAUAAGACGCCAGUGUGGAAUGAAGAAACCGCUUCACAUGUGCUGAACUUUAAUGGCAGAGUCACACAGGCCUCCAUCAAAAACUUUCAGAUUGUCCAUAACAAAGACCAGGACUACAUUGUGAUGCAGUUUGGGAGAAUUGCAGACGACGCCUUCACUCUGGACUACAGGUAUCCUCUGUGUGCCGUACAAGCCUUCGCCAUCGCUCUCUCCAGCUUCGACGGCAAAAUUGCCUGCGAGUAAAAAUCUAAUGACGUCCUGCUGGCAUCUUUUUUUUUCCACAUGCAGUUUUGAUAUCCUCUAGGAUGGGCUGAAAUGAAAGGAUUGAUGAUCUGGAGAAAGAAGGUGCAUUGAAAUGGUUAAUUUGUGAUGCAAAUGACCCCUGGUGAUGAGGAAGGUCACGUUAGAUUAAUUGCGUGAUUGAAAAAGGGACAGUGUUUAAUUUUUUUUUAGCAAAUACUACUGGUCUAUUGAAUGCUUGGUUCUGAUUGGCUGAUGAACAUUCUAAAUUUUGCAGUCAUUUUCAGAUGAAUGCACAGCUAAAGUAGUUCCGGCAUGUUUUGUGUCCGGUUUCAUAUCAGUACACUGAAAGAUUGCAGCAACAUAGGCUUAUUCUGAAAAUGUAGCCCUAUAUACAUUUCUGGAGAUCACAAAUUAUGUAGCCAGAAAUAUGCA